AUGAAUUAAUAAUUAUAUGAACCUAUGGUUUGUUAAAAGGAUUAAAUACCUAAUCAAAUUAAACAAGGCUACUGCAACAAAAAUACUAAUAUUUUUAUUUGUUAUGAUUAAACAAAAAAAGCAUUAAUACCAUUAAAAUUUUCAAAAUAUUCAUGCAAGAUAUUAUCUAGUCUAUGCAUAGUAGAAUUAGAUUUGAUAUAUUCUACUGAAAAAUAGAAUUAGCCAAUAGAAUUGGAAUAUGUAUUUUCAAUUAAUGAAAAUGCCGCUGUAACCAAAAUGAUUGUAUAACUAGGAGAAAUUAAAGUUUAUGGAGUAGUAAAAGAAAAGGAGGAAGCUAAAUUAGAAUAUGAAGAAGGUAUAAAACAAGGAAAAACUAUGGCAUAUAGUGAAUAAGAUACGAGAUUUCCUUAAAUAAAAAGAGUGAAAAUAGGAUAACUUGAGCCAAAUAAAUAAUUAAAAAUUAAGUUUGAGUAUAUAUAACCUUUAUAAGUUUUUCUUAAUAAAUUUUGGAAAUUAGAAUUAUUUCCGAUUGUGGAUUAAAAUUAUGUAACUAAGAAUAUGAUUGGUAUUCAUGAUGAAUAGAUUUAUGGAUAUCUAAAUAGAUUAUUUCAUAUUAAUGAUUUUAAGUUUGAAUUUAGAUAAGACAUCUAAGUGGAAAUAAAUUUUGAUUCCAAUAUUACAUUUUGGAAAUCUCCUACUCAUAAACUAGAAUAAAAAAAUGUUAUAAUAAAUGAAGAUGUUAAAACUUAAGAAAAUAAUAAAGAAUUAAAACUUGUUUUAUAGGAUAUUCCUAAUAAUUAUAUACCUACUAAAUAGUUUACCUUACUUUUUUCUUCAGAUAAAAUUAAUUUACCUCGUGCUAUACUUAGUCAUACUAAUAAUGAUGCUUUACAAUAUUAAAAAUAUUGUGCAACAUUAACAUUCAUUCCAAAAUUUAAUGAGAUAUCUUUAGAUGAUGCUUAUACACAAUAUUUAGAUGGUUUAAAUAUAGCUGAAAAUCAAGUAAUUAAAAGAGGUAAUUACUUAUUUAUUAUUGAUCGAAGUGGUUCUAUGAGUGGAUCAAGAAUUAGAAAGGCAAAAGAAUCCUUAAUUUUAUUUCUAAAAAGUUUACCUUAAGAUUCUGAGUUUAACAUAAUUUCAUUUGGUACCAAUUUUUAAUCAUUGUGGAAAGAAUCCGAAAAAUAUUCAUAAAAAACAUUAGAAAUAGCAAUAAAUCAUGUUUAAUAAAUGGACGCUAAUAUGGGAGGAACUUAAAUAAUUACUCCAUUAAAGGAAAUGGUAUAUAAUAAAAGUUAUGGAGUUUCUAAUAAAACAACUUUAAAUGUAUUUUUACUUACUGAUGGAGAGGAUGAAGCUGAUCCUAUUAUUAAUAUGGUUAAAAAGAAUAAUCUAGCCUAAACUAGAAUCUACACUUUAGGAAUAGGUGAAGGUUGUAGUUAAUAUUUAAUAAGAAGAGUGGCUGAAGUUGGAAAUGGUAAAUAUUAAAUUGUUAGUGAUAAGGAGGAUAUUAAUGAAAAAGUAAUUGAUUUAUUGGAAGAUUCAUUAACUCCAUAUUUAUAAGCAUUUACUUUAGAAACAAAUUUUAAUAAUAUAGUUUAAAUUAUUCCUAAUCCAGAAUCAAUUGUUUCUUUAAAAAAAAAUGAAGAACUUACAAUUUCAAUUCUUUUUUCAAAUGAAUAAAUAUAAGAAAACCUUGAAUUUAAAAUCAAUUGUUUUGAUCCUUAAAAUGAAAAACAAAUGUCAUAUUCUGUAAAAUUAAAUUUAAAUUAAUCUUAAAAUAAUGAAUAUUUUCAUAAAUUGGCUACACAUAAAUUUAUAACUUAUUAUGAAAACUCAAUUAAAUAUGGAGAACAACAUGUUAAUUUUAUCAAGCUUAAUAGAUAAAAUAUUAAUUCAAAUGAUAUUAUUAACUUAUCAAUUUAAAAUCAAAUACUAUGUUCUUAAACAGCUUUUAUUUGUGAAGUUUGCAAUUUUGAUGAUUAAUUUAAAUAAUAGAUAUAAUCAAAAGUAUAUAUGCCUAAAUAAGAAAAGUUUCAUACUCUUGGAGUUGAUUAUAAUGAUCAAAAACUCAUGUAUAAAAGCUAAAAGAAACGGAGUUUGUAACUUAAUUAACCUUAUAAAAGUCAAAGUUCAGCUGGCUGUUGUGGGGGAGGUGGAUCUUAAAAUACUAACUUUAAAUCAAGCACAUAUUCUAUUUCCACUCAGAAAUAAUAACAAUUUGAUAUCUAAAAUCAACCUUUAUUAUAACAACAAAAAACAAAUUAAAAAAUAGAUAAAGUAAAUAAUAAUUAGGUUACAUAUGAAUAAUUGAUCAAAUUUGCUUAAGCAGAUGGAAGCUUUAAAAUUAAUAAAGAAAUUAAAACAAUUAUCAAUUUUAAGAAUCUGUAAAAUCGUUAAAAUCUAGAAGAUGAUAUUUGGUUUACUUUCCUUAUUUUAUUAUAUUUAGAAAAUUAUUUUAGUCAAUUUAAAAAAUCAUGGUAGUUGGUUUAUUAAAAAGGAAUAUCAUAUUUAAAAUAAAAUGGAAUAGAUUAUAAAUCAAAGAAAAAUGAAUAUAAAAUAUGA
Molecule: messenger RNA, 2562 nt
Organism: Paramecium sonneborni
Lineage: Eukaryota; Ciliophora; Oligohymenophorea; Peniculida; Parameciidae
Source: the annotation of a GenBank genome assembly